AUGCAGAAACAUUUGUACAAGAAUUCCUUUUCAUUUUUUAGGGUUGAUCCAUAUGGAUUUGAAAGGCCAGAAGACUUUGAUUAUGCCUCCUAUGAAGCAUUCUUUUCCAGUUAUCUAGUGGUACUCACUAGAAGAGCAAUAAAAUGGUCCAAGCUCCUAAAAGGGAAAAACAGUGUGCAAAAGAGUUUAAAAGUGAAGAGAUACAUCAGGAAAGGCAUUCCCAAUGAACACCGUGCGUUGGUCUGGAUGAUUGUGAGUGGGGCCCAAGCCAACAUGGAACAAAACCCUGGAUAUUACCACAGGCUGCUUGAAGGAGAGAAGAAUGACAAGCUGGUUGAAGCAAUCAAAACAG
This is a messenger RNA of Merops nubicus (carmine bee-eater), 352 nucleotides long. Its product is annotated as growth hormone-regulated TBC protein 1-like. The annotation marks the transcript as partial. The transcript has 2 exons. The record is from RefSeq and is a predicted model, not a curated record. NCBI's taxonomy places the organism in Eukaryota, Metazoa, Chordata, Aves, Coraciiformes, Meropidae.